AUGGGAGCAGGGCCCAUCUACACCACCCCCAGACAGAGUCGCCUCCCGGGCAUCAAGGUGAAAUACCUGCUGGUGGUGUGGCUGGGCAUCUUCGUGGGCAGCUGGGUGGCGUACAUGCAUUACUCGUCCUACUCCGAGCUCUGCCGCGGCCACGUCUGCCGGAUGAUAAUCUGUGACCAGUACAAGAAAGGAAUCAUUUCUGGCUCCACGUGCAAGGACCUGUGUGAGGAGCGCAGCCUCCUCUUCCAGCACUGCCUCUCCUCCUCUCCCACCCAGCAGGUUUAUGGUGGGCUCUGGAGGGAGAGGGAGGUGAUCAUCAAAUGCGGCAUCGAAGAAGCCUUGAGGGCAGACAGCCACCCAGACUCUGUGCCCAGGAGGGACAUGGUCCUCUUUGACAAACCGACACGAGGGACAUCGAUGGAUGAGUUCAAAGAAAUGCUCCUCAACUUCCUCAAGUCCAACCUGGGAGAUCAGCCUUCUCUCGCCGCCUUGGUGAGCCGGAUCAUCGCCAUGGCAGAUGUGAACCGGGAUGGGAAAGUGUCUUUAGCAGAGGCCAAAUCCAUCUGGGCACUACUUCAGCUCAAUGAGUUUCUCCUCAUGCUCUCCUUGCACGAGAAAGAGCACACUGCCAAGCUGCUGGGGCACUGCGGGGACCUCUACGUCACUGAGAAGAUCCCCCACACCUCCCUCUACGGAGUGGAUGUCCCCCCCUUCCUCCAGUCGCUGCUGCCUUCAGUCGUCCACCAAAUCAUCCACCAGUGGUUUGCACCAGCGUGGCCCCGGCGGGCAAAGAUCGCCAUCGGCCUUCUGGAGUUCGUGGAGGAGAUAUUCCACGGGACCUACGGGAACUUCUACAUCUGCGAGACCAGCUUUAAGAACGUGGGCUACAAUGACAAAUACGACUUCAAAAUGGUCAACCUGAGGAAGGUGGCAACGGAGAUGACAAUCAGAGGUUUCCUCAAAGGACGUCACUGUGAGCAGAACGUGGACUGCACCUACGGGAAGGACUGUAUGGCGACGUGCGACAAACUCAUGAAGCAGUGCAAAAGCGAGAUGGUGCAGCCCAACCUGGCGAAGGUCUGCGGGUUGCUGCAGGACUACUUGCUGUACGGGGCGCCGCUGGAGCUGAAAGAAGAGCUGCAGAAACAGCUCCGAACUUGCAUGACCCUCAGUGGCCUGGCCAGCCAGAUGGAAGUGCACCACUCCCUCGUGCUGAACAACCUCAAGACCUUGCUCUGGAAGAAGAUUUCAAACACCAAAUACUCCUAACGGGGGAAGCACGGCCCUGGAGUUUAGAAUCUGCAAUUUUGGAGUAAAGUCCAAGGGUUGAAGGCCUGUUUCUCCAUCGUCUCCCCCAGAGGAAAAAUACACCCUACACGGGGAGUUCAGCACAGCUGCAGCCACUUCUCCUUCAUGGAAAACCAAGCAUCAUGACUUCCACCACCCAGCAGGAUCAUCGAUACAGUCGGCAAGAGCACGCUGCGGAGCUGGGACACCGGGAGCCGGGCUGAACA
Molecule: messenger RNA, 1514 nt
Organism: Egretta garzetta (little egret)
Lineage: Eukaryota; Metazoa; Chordata; Aves; Pelecaniformes; Ardeidae
Gene: DIPK1B
Product: divergent protein kinase domain 1B
Exons: 5
Coding region: 1-1269 (422 amino acids)
Molecular function (GO): calcium ion binding
Source: RefSeq, a predicted model, not a curated record